AUGCAGUUUUCCGUUGCUGUCAGCGCCAUCCUUUCGGCCAUGGCCGUCCAAACCGCUCUUGCUGCUACCGUAUGCGUCAUAGGAUUCCCCAAUUGGUACACCAUUAGCUCACAGAUUGAUAGUGCGACGUCAGCGGGAAGAAAGAGAACUGGCUGGGGCAAGGACAACGAAUCUUGCCAGAAACAAAACCCCAACAAUGAGAUCUGGUGUCUUAAUGACAAGGCGAACUACUGCAGCAGAGUCAUGAAGCAGGGCACUAACACGCCUGUUUCCGCGACUUGCGACGCUGAUUGCUGCGAUACUGUCACCGGCUGGGGAACUGGAUGCCCCAAAUAG
Molecule: messenger RNA, 336 nt
Organism: Colletotrichum aenigma
Lineage: Eukaryota; Fungi; Ascomycota; Sordariomycetes; Glomerellales; Glomerellaceae
Exons: 2
Coding region: 1-336 (111 amino acids)
Source: RefSeq, a predicted model, not a curated record